AUGUCAUUCUUCUAUAAAAUAGCUGUGCUUGGAGCUGGCGGUGUUGGAAAAAGCGACCUUGUCUUGCGCUUCACUCAAGACAGAUUUGAAGACAACUGAGACCCAACAAUUGAGGACCAAUACACAACGACUUUUGAACUCGACGGAUUUGCAGUUAGACUCGAAAUAUUAGAUACAGCAGGCCAAGAAGAUUUUUCUCACUUAUUGGAUAUUUAUUUGCAAGAAAGAGAAGCUUAUCUUCUUGUUUAUUCAUUGACAGAUGCUUCAACUCUUGAAAAAGUUUGCAGUAUUGCGACUUUUAUUUUUAACACAAGAGGAGCAAAUACACCUAUCAUCUUUGUAGGAAACAAAUCAGAUUUAGAGAAAGAAAUCUGUAUAGCCUAGGAAAUGAUAUAUUUCGGCCUGGGCUUGAGAAAUCUGAGCAAUCCCUGAAUUGGUUCUCCAACUCAAGCUGACGAACCAACCUGGGAAGUUGACAAAUAGGUGCAAUGUGAGGCAUUUGUCAACUUCCGUGCUUGCUCGUCAACUUUAUUUGAGAAUCAACUUAGGGAAUUGCUCACUCCCCCUCAGUUAGCGAACAAAAUAAGUUUGUUCACUUAAGGAGGGUGUUAAUUUUUUUCAAAAUUUAAAAAUAUCCCCAAUUUAAAAUGUAAAAUUUAUAUUUUAAAUGCAAGCUGUUUAAAAUUAAACAGAAUUAGCAAUAGAUUUCAUUAUAAAGAUUAUUACUUAUAUAGCAAAUGUUUUUCAUAAAAAAUUUUUUGUUCGCUCACUGAGGGUUGCUUUUAGGCAAAAAAUAAGGAUUUUCCCAUGAUUUUGUUCGUUCAUGGAGGGUAGGGGAGUCAGCAUUCUCCCUGCCCAGGCCAAUCUCUAUCGGUUCCUAGGCUAUAUAGAAAAAGGUGCAGUCUCAGCAUAUAUUGAAUCGUUUAAAUAUGCUGCUUGCUAUGAAACUUCAGCUAAGUUUAACACAAACGUGAAAGAAGCGUUUUAUCAGUUAGUAAGAUUGCUAUGAAAACGAAAUAAAGAAAGAAACUGUGACAUAGGUAUUAGCGAUAUUGGAAUAGAGCUUCCAAUACCUGAAGAAACCGAAAAAAGGAAAAAAUGCUGCAUAUUCUUUUAA
Messenger RNA from Blepharisma stoltei, 1117 nucleotides. Lineage: Eukaryota; Ciliophora; Heterotrichea; Heterotrichida; Blepharismidae. The record is from the annotation of a GenBank genome assembly.